This is a messenger RNA of Trichoderma citrinoviride, 903 nucleotides long. RefSeq names its product NAD(P)-binding protein. The record is from RefSeq and is a predicted model, not a curated record. Bases 1 to 903 code for a protein of 300 amino acids. Gene Ontology annotation, molecular function: oxidoreductase activity. NCBI's taxonomy places the organism in Eukaryota, Fungi, Ascomycota, Sordariomycetes, Hypocreales, Hypocreaceae. The transcript has 3 exons.
AUGACUUACAAGAACGUUGUUAUUGUGGGUGCCAGUGGUAGUAUCGGCAAAAUCAUCCUCGAAGGACUGAUCACCGCGGGUGGAUUUGACCUCACUGUCGUUUCCCGCAAAGACAGCUCGGCUACUUUCCCACCUGAUGUGAACGUCUACAAGUCAGACUUCACCGACUCCGACCUCCAGUCUGCUUUCAAAGGCCAGGAUGUCGUCAUCUCCGCCGUUGGAGCCGCUGGGCUUGGAGAGCAGAAGAGACUCGUUGAUGCUGCAAUGAGUGCCGGAGUCAAGCGUUUCCUGCCUUCUGAGUUUUCUUCGAGUAGCCAGGAUGCUGGUGUUCUUCAGCUGCUGCCGCUCUUUGGCCAGAAGUUGGAACUCAUUGAGUACCUGAAGACCAAGCAAUCUGCUACAUUCUCUUGGACGGGUAUUGCUACUUCGCUCUUGUUUGACUGGGGUCUGAGAAAUGGAUUCCUCGAAUACGAUCUCGUGAACAAGACUGCUACCAUAUGGGAUGGUGGGAACAAAAGGUUCACCCUGACCAACGAGAAGGACCUUGGAAAGGCCGUUGCGUCAGUGCUGCAAAACGCUGAGGAGACUGCCAACAAAUAUCUCUUUGUCUCGUCCGUUGAGACCAGCCAAAACGAGAUCUUGGCUGCUUUGGAGCAUGCCACUGGUGCCAAAUGGACUGUCAACAACACGACGACCAAGGAGCAGGUUGAUGCCGCUAUCCAGAAAUUGAGUGCUGGCGACUUCAGUGGUGCUUAUGCUCUGGUUCGAGCAACCAGUUACAGCUGCACGCCUGGCUUGAAGUCGAAUUACGCCACGGAUGAGGAUUUGUCCAACGACCUCCUGGGAUUGAAGCCUACGAGCGUGGCUGAAACUGUCAAGCUUGUGACCGGGUUCGGCAAUUGA